Molecule: messenger RNA, 2201 nt
Organism: Pelodiscus sinensis (Chinese soft-shelled turtle)
Lineage: Eukaryota; Metazoa; Chordata; Testudines; Trionychidae
Gene: PTX3
Product: pentraxin 3
Biological process (GO): host-mediated suppression of viral proces; innate immune response
Molecular function (GO): complement component C1q complex binding
Source: RefSeq, a predicted model, not a curated record
ACUUGCACGCCUCCCCCUACUCCCAUCCAAAAAAAAUAACAGUCAGAAGCACUCUUAUUACAGCAGUGGCACUGGCGUUACUCAUUCAUUCACAUUCAGGAACUCUCCAAGUAUUUAUUAAGGGCUUUCUGGGUCUGACUCUGAUAGUCUCAUCUCUUCUCAAUUCUGAGAGAUCUUAACUCCAGAAGACUCAGAGACUUUUAGGAAAAAGCCGCAGAAUGCUAUCUAAAGAAAUGCUUUCUUUGACAAUUCUACUUUGUGCUCUCUGGUCUUCCUCCUCUGCUCUGAACAAUGAGGACUAUGAUCUCAUGUUCCUGAAUUUCGAGAAUGAAAUAGAAAGCAUGGUUCCUGCUACUGAAGAAACUAUUUCAUGUAACUGUCAGCAAGAGCAUACAAAAUGGGACAAACUCUUCAUCAUGCUUGAGAACUCACAGAUGAAAGAGAACAUGUUGCUUCAGUCCAUUGAUGAAAUCCUUAAGGUGGAACUGCAAACACUACGAACAGAAAUGAUCCAGUUUGUGGCUAACUUUGCCGGCACAUGCACCACCACCAUUGAGAAAGUCACCUCCCAAGUCUUGUCCCAGGUGGACCAAACACUGAGGAGGAACAGCAAUCACAUUCAGGAGUCCAAGACACUUCAUGAAUCUGAGCAAAGAAAGAUUCUUGAUGAGAUUCUGCAGCUAAGUCACAAUGUGUCUAACAGACUCACCCAGCUGGAAAGCGUUUGGCAGAGGGCAGCUAAAGUGGAGACAGGUUUUCAGCAGCCAGAUAAAUCCAGUUACAUAGCUAGAGAGGACAAGUUCAUUUUGAACUCUCUGUGGGAAGAACUACAGCAAACACGAGCUGAACUGAAAGGAUCGCAAAAGUGGGCAGCUCAGCACUCGCUGCCAGCUGGAUGUGAAACUGCGAUUUUAUUCCCAAUGCGUUCCAAAAAGAUCUUUGGGAGUGUUCACCCAACUGUUGAAAUGAUGCUUCAAUCCUUUACUGCCUGCAUUUGGGUCAAAGUGACUGAGGUGCUGGACAAAACGAUUAUAUUCUCCUAUGGAACAAAGAGAAAUCCAUAUGAAAUUCAAUUCUAUCUCAGCCGUGAGUCUGCAGUACUUGCUGUGGGUAGUGACCAGAACCAGUUAAUUGCUCCAAACACAACUUCUCCUGGACAAUGGGAACACUAUUGUGGCACUUGGAGCUCAGACAACGGGACCAUAUCAUUGUGGGCAAAUGGGGAGCUUGUCGCUACCGCCUCAGAAAUAGCAGGGGCUCAUACCAUUCCUGAUGGAGGAAUUUUGCAGCUGGGCCAAGAAAAGAAUGGUUGCUGUGUCGGGGGUGGUUUUGAUGAAACUUUAGCCUUUUCAGGAAAAUUGACUGGUUUUAAUCUCUGGGAUAGAGUUCUCAGCAGUGAGGAGAUAACAGCACGGCCUAGAGCAGAAGAUUCAUGUAAUAUCAGGGGCAAUGUUGUUGGGUGGGGAGUGACAGAGAUUCUGACACAUGGAGGAGCUCAAUAUAUUUCUUAAAUACUGAGAAACUAGAUCCUGAACUGAAGAAUGAAUUUUCAUUAACAACAAUAUACCAAUAGGUACAAACAAGAGGGUCUAAAUUCUUAAACUUCAAGAAAAAAUUGUAUUACAAGUACACAAGAGGUAUUCAGGUAUUGGAUUUGAUCUCUGUCUGCUGUCUUGGCCAAAUUAUAUUGGAAAAGAUGUCUUUAAAUACAGAUAAACUGCUAACACUCUAACUUAGCGUUUUCAGAUUCAUGGCCAUGGGGCUAUUUGCACACAGUUGAGAGCAAAAUGUUGUGCUUACAUUCAUGGCUAAGCUAAAAAUAUGCAAACAAUGGCUGGAACUGCUUUUAUAGAACUUACAUAAGACUGUUGCAUUUGCUCUGUGAUUCCCAGUUUGUUUUCAUAUUGUUAAUGUCACUCUUAUAAAUGAAACAUCUGUGAUUUAUAAAGUAAUAUUUGUUGUUGUUUAUUACUCUUUGUUACUGGUAUGUACACUAUCAUGAAGUUACUGUCUUCUUUGAAACAUUAUUUAUGCUAAGGAUUAUUCUAAUGUAUAACUAGACAUAGUAUUCCCCAUAAUAGCCCAGUGUUACCUUUUGUGAAGAUACAGCUGUAUUAUAUUGUAAAUGGAUUUUGUAAUAAUUUUAUUGAAAUUAUUUUUGUAAAGUUGUCUUGUAAAUAAAAUACUUUAUCAAACUGACA